This is a messenger RNA of Mytilus californianus (California mussel), 1239 nucleotides long. RefSeq lists its product as uncharacterized. NCBI's taxonomy places the organism in Eukaryota, Metazoa, Mollusca, Bivalvia, Mytilida, Mytilidae. Bases 1 to 1239 code for a protein of 412 amino acids. The record is from RefSeq and is a predicted model, not a curated record. The transcript has 5 exons.
AUGCUUAUUGUCAGAUACAGUGAAUAUAUGUCAAAGAAGCAAGAGGUGUUCAGUCUUCCAAUUAUUUUCAAGAACGAGAGUAAAAAUGAAGAUUGCCUGGACAUCAUGGAUGCAUACGAGAGACAGCUGACAGAAAUUUUCACUCUUGCUCAUGGAAAUACUGAUAUGUUGCAAAAACAUGGAGCUGUCCUGGGUGGUGACCAGCUAACAAGGGAAAGGCUACAGAAUGUAAAAAACAUAAGAUUUUUAGCAUUAACACCUGAGGGGAGAUUUGAACACCUGAAUCCAAUAGUUAUUGAACAUUGGCAUGUCAAGCAGGAUUUGUUAUCUAAAGCAUACAAGGCAUUGUUCAGAGCAGAAUCGAUAUGCACACCAGGCACUCUCUUCCAUGCCAAGACAAUUCUAAGGAGGCAAGAUGUCACAGGUAAUGUGAAGAGUAAUUACAAAGCCCAUGAAGAUUUGUUCCUCUUGAUGGUGAAGGCUCUCCUGCAUGUUGCAGCUGAACAAAUUCAAGUACAAGAUAAUGAAGACAGAGAUUCAAUACUCAGCCAGCUGUAUAGCAAAGUACAUGGUGAAGAACAUGAUGCAGAAGACCAGGUCAUGAACUAUUUCAUCAAUAUUAUUGAAUGGGGACUCCUUAUCAUGAAUAUGAACGAUACUGCAAAAGAGGGAGAUUUUGAGCGGCUUGAAAUCAACUGCAAGGAAGGCAUUGGUUUCCUACUCAGUCACUCAAUAUUCAGCAAAUACUUUGGGGAACUUGUCAACUUCCUUUUGCUAACAAAGCAUCUUCUAUCACCAGAUAUGUCAAUGAGAGCAUUAGAAGGUGCUUUUAUCAAUACCAAAGGUGGACCAGGGAAGAACAAAGAGGCAGACCUGGUCCAAGAGCAUUGUAUCAGAAACAAGAAAGAUUUAAUAAGGAGUCUAGGAGCCAAUAAAACAGAAAAGGCUGUUAUGAGAGCAUGUGGUGCUGCCGACACCUGUGUUGGAGUUGGACGAACAGUUGAUGGAUGUCUUGGAUUACCAAAACUGUCUGUCAAUCACACCAAAAAGUCUUCUGUAAAAGAUCUUGAGAUUCUUGUUAAGUGUUUGAAAACUGUAGAUCCUUUUAAAUAUCACAAAGGUAGAACUUUGAAGUCCUUUUGUAACAUUAGAAAACACCCUGAUAGGAUAAUAAAUAUUGAAGAAAUGUUAGAUUUAAUUAGUAAGAAAAUUAGAAAAUUCUUCAUUGAUCAUUCAUAA